GCAGCACUAGAGAAGUGCCCCAGUGGAGUGUAGCAGCACAACCUGGAAAUGCAGCAACUUGAGUGCAGUGUAGCAGCAACUGAGACAGACUCAAGGUGCUGUGGCCCAGGGGCUGCCUGUGAAACCAGCUGCAAGUGGCAAACACAAUUGGAUGUAAAGCCCUGUUCCUUGCUGGAUGUGUCAGUAGCGGUCCCAGUGCUGUGGUCUGGCUGUCACCGUGCUGUGUGCUCCCUUCGAGGAGGCUGCGGACCUUUCGGAGGAGCAGCUGCAGCAGCCGCGGCCACGCCGGGACCGAGCAGAAAGGAUGGCCGGGGGGCGCCUCCCGGGGCUGCUUUUCAUCUUGCACGCCGCGGCUCGCCUGGCCGCCGAGCAAGAAGUUGAAAACCUCUCCGGGCUCUCCCCUAACCCCGAGAAGGACAUCUUCGUGGUGCGGGAAAACCGGACGACGUGUCUCAUGGCCGAAUUCGCCGCCAAAUUCAUCGUCCCCUACGACGUGUGGGCCAGCAAUUAUGUGGAUCUGAUCACGGAGCAAGCCGAUAUCCCGCUGUCGAGGGGAGCCGAGAUGAAGGGCAAGUGCGGCACGAACGAGUCGGAGCUGGAGCUCUCCUGGCUGGACCAAGCGUACACCCUCAAACUCUCCUUCCUGAAGGAGGGGCACAACACGUCCCGGGGGCCGGAGGCGUCCUGGAGACUCAGCCGGAUCCAGUUCACCUACGACACCUCCGAGCGCACCUACUUCAAGGAUGCCGUCAGCCCCGCGAAGCACACGGCCAGCUCGCAUCGGCUCUCGGCCCUGGUGACCCCCGCCGGGCACUCCUACGAGUGCCAGGCACAGCAGACCAUCUCCCUCGUCUCCAGCGACCACCAGAAGUCCGUGCAGCUCCUGCUGUCAGAAGUGCGGCUCCAGCCCUUCGACAUCCCCGCGGAUUUUGUCUUCAGUGAAGAGCACAAGUGCCCGGUGGACCAGAGGGAGCAGCUGGAAGAAACCCUGCCCCUGAUCCUGGGGCUGAUCCUGGGGCUGGUUAUCGUCAUCACCCUCGGCAUUUACCACGUCCACCACAAGCUGACAGCCAGCCAGGUGCAGAUCCCUCGGGACAGAUCUCAGUACAAACACAUGGGAUAGGGAGCAGGACCGAGCAACCCGAGCUUUUAUCAGGUAGAAAAAGCAAAAGCACUUUUUUCUGUGGGCAAGGAAAGGUUCUGGGGGGGCAAGGGAUGGUAUUCACAGCACCUAAUCCUGAGUAUUUCAUGGAAACGCUCAGGCUAAGGCUUGGCUUUAACCCAGACUCUGUAAGGAGACUCAGUGUCUGAGGUGUCUGUAGGUGGUAUGAAUACCUUCUUUAAGCAGCUGGGCUGAUCAUCUGGAAACAGAAAUGCUUCACAUGUCAGAGUUUCACACUGGAAGCACAAUUAGCUUUCUUGCUUUAUUUAUUUUUCCCCUUUUUCCCAUCUCAAGAGAUUCUUACCUCCCCCUGUAUCACCUUCGGGAGCAUUCAGCCCUCCACGUUCCUGUCCGUGAAGGAAGCAGGGCUGGGAGGCAGAGCCAUUGCACAGGGUUCAUUCAGGCCCUCUAAUGAAGGGACUCAAAACACAUCCCUAAGUUUGCACUCAUGUUAAGAAAAGCAUGGAGGCAAAUGUAGGUGUGCUUUGGAAAAAAACAAACAAAAAAAAAAUUCAAGGUCAGUAACUCCAGUGGAGCAGAUCACAGCUGUGGAGCUGACCCCACACUUGAGACUGAGUGAAGAAAGUUUGGUUUUGCUUCUUGAGCCACAUCUGAACUAAACUUAGUAGAAAAAGAAAAAAAAAAAAAAAAGAAAAAAAAGUAUUGAUGCACAAAUUAUAAAGUGCUGUGCUACUGCAAGUCAAAUGAGAAAUGCUUCUGGCUGGGCAUCCUGCACGUAUUGUGAUUGUGGUUGAGAUGUUACAUUGCUACCUGCAACUGAUACUUUUCACAACAACAACAAAAAAAAAAAACAAGAGAAAAAGAAAACAGUAAUGUUAAAGUCACUAUGCAGAUUAUUCAGGUAUAAUCUAAUGUAACAGAAAAAAUAUAAGGGAACCCUUGAAAUCGAUCCUUAAAUGUAGAUGAUUUUUAAAAUUAAUUAAAACAUGUGCAUAUAUAAUGCUUGAUUUGCCUUCUUAAUUUGAAAUGAUGUAAUGUUUUAUACUCACUCCAUGAUCCCAAUGGAAUUGGAACACAAAUACAUCAUCUGAGUGGAUGUCACAUGUAGGAUUUAUUCCAGCAGUGGUUUUGCUGCAAAUGGCUUGGUGAAGACACGGUGGUGGUUCAGUAUUCUGUGAUUUGUUGGUUGUCCCUGAUAUUCUUCUAUCUCUUGGUUGUUUUUCCUGUGUGUUGUGUGGGCAGUGAUGUGUUUUAUUCUGGCACUGUCCAGUUCCCACUGAAUCCUUUGACUCCCCUUGGCUCCAGUGUUAGCUCAGCAGGAGUUACUCCUGGCCUUGUGUCAAUUUAGGGUAUGGAAAACACUUCCUUGUUCUUAAACUGAUUUAAUUCAGAGGCUUGAUUGUUUUCUUUCAGCUUAAAACUCAAUUAAAGAGAAAUAGUAAUUUCAGUGUUGGAAAAGGCAAGAGAAGAAACUUAACUGUUCUUUAAUGCUGUUGUCUCCUUCAAAAUUUAUGGGUUUUCUGAUGAAGGUGGAUGCAGCAUAAGCCUUCCUUUAGUCCUACUUUAUUCCUGGUCUCAUUUCUAUGCCAUGCUCAGCUGUUUUCUCAUUUGGAUGCAAAAGGCAAAAUUAUGGCACUAAUGAUGACAGUGGCUUUGCCCUUUUUCUUUAGAACACCAGUGAAAGGGUUCUGGGUGAGCUUUAGACUGCCCAAGUGCCACUGCCUACAAUAGGCUGAUAAUUAAAAAAGCAAAUAGAAGGUUCUUUUAGAGGCAGUUAGAACAAGCCAGACACAGCAGGAGGGUGAAUAAAAGGAUUAAAAGUUCAUCCUUAAUAGAGAGGAGCUUUGUCCUGCCUCACCCUUGUCUGCCCUGGGGCGGGAAGGCUCUCCCAGCCAGCUCCCAUCAGCCCAGCACAUCUGCCACUGUGACAUCCCAAAGAAUACAAAAUACAAAAAGGAAGCCAACAGCUGAGCUGCAGACGCCAGAGGAGCCCCUCCACUGCCCUUUGGCUCCUGGAUAAGCCAUUCUGGCAAGGGGGCUGUGGGAAAGAUGGGAGAAGCUGCACCCAACUGGAGCCAUCCCGGUCACUUGGAGGACAUUCCCACCUGGCUGGUUUCCUCCCUUGGAAGAGGGGGGAAGUUCAGGGGUUCACGUGGAGCAGCUGAAGGCAGCAGAACCUGGGGCUUGGCUGAGCUGCAGAGUGUCAGUGCAGGAGAGGCAGGGGCUGGGGACGCCAUCCCCGGGCUGCCCUGGGAGGUGGCUGUGCCUUGCCCAGGUAAAGCUCUGCUGGUGGGUUUCCAUCCCUUGGUGUGGCUUCUCCUGUUGCACCAUGUGAGCAAGACCUGCCUGCUGUAACAGGGAGAUGCUCCCAAACAUCUGUGUGGAUUUAAGAUGGAAAAAAGGCUGAUUUAUGGUGGCCUCUGUGAACUGUUUUUAAUUAAUCCUGCACUGACCCUGUCAGGCCACUCACAGGGACUGUCCCUGCCUGACCCCAGAGCACUGAGGUGGUGGCAAUGGCCCUGGAUUAGGAAAAGCCCCCCAAAAGCUGAUGCUGCUCCUGUUGCCUGCUUGGAGGACUUCUGCUGCUUUUCAUGUCAGAGGAGGGUUUCCCUUAGGAAGCACCUGGCAUCACCUCCAAGGGGAAUGUGUGUCUGUCUGUAAGCUGUUAGGAACAGAGUUCCAGGAAUGCAAGAAUUAAUUUCUUGGUUUUCUGAACUGACAGAUUUUUGUUGUUGUUGUUGUUGGACUGAAAUAUUUUUCCUUUUUGAGGAAGGAAGGAAAAAGAAACAAUAAUUUCAUUUCAGUGACAGUUUGUGUCUCAGACUGAUGUACCUUGGUUGAAAAAGAAGUUAUUUAAGGUUUUGGGUGAAAACCUUUUAAAUCUUUUAAUUCUCUCCAUCCUUUUGCUCACAUUUACUAAAAUUGAUCUGAAUUGUCCAUUGCUUUAAGCUUUUCAAACCUAUUUGUGAAAAAUUAUGAGAGAUUAUGUCCAGCUUCCCUCCUGCCUGUCAAACUGCAGCAGCAUCUUGAGGAUGGCAGCACUUUGUUGUGAUUUAAUUUUGUAUUUAGCUUUCAUUUAUUGAUGGCUUUUAUGGGUGAGCUGCAAAUUGAAAGCUUUGCUUUAUAGAUGUUUAUGAACACAGCAGUGGAAGGUGGAUAAAUACACCUUAUCACCCUACUGAGCUCUGUGAGGACCUGUAAUAAUUAAGCACUCACUAAAGCAACUGCUAAUGACUUACAGAGUACUUGUGAUUAGGACUUUAAUUAUAAAUUACUGGUGUAUUGCUGAGGAGGGGGCUGACAUAGCCAGUAACAGUCCUGGCCUUGGCUACUACGAUUAGGAGUAUUUGGGAGUAGUUUUAGAACUGUGAGCUCAGAAAAAGCUCAUAAAAAGAAAUUCCUUAGUGACAGGUGGGAUAAUUUCGUUAUCACCCACCCUACCUGGAGCAUGGCCUCAGCUUCUGAGUGAAUGGAUGCUCUUCACACACCUUACUCGCUUGUUUUUAGGUGAUGGCAUUACAUUUUUUUCAAUGUAUUUUGAAGUAUUUACUGAUGUCAGAAACCAAAAGUAAUGGAAAUCUUCAUUUGUAAGACUUGAAGACAGCAAAUGAAAUUGUAGGUUCAUCAGCUGACUGGUGCUGCUGGGGAGACUGGGAGGAAUUGCUGUCAGUAGGUGUGAGAGAAAAACAGCUGUGAGCUACAAAUCAGGGAUGUGUAAGGCAAAAGAAGAAAGGGAUUAUUUAGGGGGCAGAGAAAGGAAGGUAGAAAUGCACUGACACUUAGAUCACUAUUUCUGUUUAAAUAUAAUUGGCACAGCUUUAUAAAUCACUGUUUCUAUUUCUAUAUAUGUAUGUGGUAUUGCACAUGUGUAUCAUAUAUAUAUGUAAGUAUCUGUAUCUAUAUAACACGUUUUUUCUUUAUUAUCUGCUUGGUCCAGUACUGUGGGACUGAGUCCAAUCUAUAAAGUGAAAAAAGGCACAGGGGGGGAAAAAAAACCCACACUGAAACUUGAAGUGUUUAUUAAUGAAUUUAUUUAACUUGCAUGUGCAUUUGUCUCACCAGUAGCUGGUGUUCCCAAAAAAAACCCCUUUGAAAUUGACAAAACUCUCAGUAAACUUGAUGAACACCGUUUAAAGUAUCUAAUGAUAAGAAAGUUGCAGAAAAUUCUUCACUUGUACAGCCUAAAAUGUGCUGAAUAUUGAAGAAAAAACCCCCACCAACCCCUUUUUUAUUCAAAGAUGGUUAAAAAAGGUAAUUUGUGGCUAGUACUAAGUUGUGCCGUUGCCUGGACUGGUGCAGCCUGGUUUCCUGAGUUGUCAAGACUACAAAAGAAAGCCCUGGGAGGCUGUGGGUGCUCCUGGCCCAGUGGGCUCUGGGAGCUGGGGGGUGGCAGGAGCCAAACACAUUUUCUUCAGUGUCUUCUUCAAAUGUGCAAACAGGGGUAGGGAGAGAGAGCAGUGGGGUAAGACACUGAUGUAAGAACAGCUAUUCCAUGUUCCAGAUCAUCCUUACCUCCUUUUCCACUUUUUUUUUUUUUUUUUUAAUUGCUUCUCUCCCUCCAAAUAUUCUUUAAGAGCAGAACUAAAGGAGCUUCUUUACUAUUGGCAACUCUUUUCUCCCAGAGGAAGAUCUUUAAGCAACAGCUCCUGCCAGGUUUAGAUGUUUGGUUAUAAUUUACUACAAUAAAUAACAAUUAAUUUAUUAACUAUGAAAUUCCGUAAUAAGAAAGAAAUUGCGUUUUCACAAAGUUGGCUUUGUGGUUCUUAAAGAUACCAUAAAAUGAGGUCAGUAAGAAAAAAAAAAACAAACCUGAAAAACAUGGCUUUUGUAUUAUACAUAAUUAAAAACAACUAAUCGUUAAUAAAUAAAAUUAGUUUCUCAUUGAAAUAAUUAUGAAGCACUUCUAAAAAUUUUAAAGGCAAAUCUAUUUAGGCCUACAGUUAACAUGCAAAGUCAUUCAACAAAUAACACAAAAUUGUACUGCAGUAGUCAACUGUUGCAUCAACAUUCAGAAAGGUCUAGACAGCAGCACGACUUCUCCUCCAUGGCAAACGCCUGGCAGCACAUCCCAACCCCUCUCCUCCCAUCCCACGGCUCUGCCUGAGCUCUGGUGCUCCCUCUGGGGUGGGGAGGAGCUCCUGCUCUCCCUCUCCACAGCCAGAGCGUGACAGAAAUCAUGGAGGCUUCUCCGGGGGCAUAAAAAGAGAGAUGGGCCAAGGCUGGGAGGGGCUGCCACUGUCACCGAGUGCCCCAAGGGAGGUGCCCC
Messenger RNA from Parus major (Great Tit), 6389 nucleotides. RefSeq names its product lysosomal associated membrane protein family member 5 (gene LAMP5). The coding region runs from base 305 to 1123 and encodes 272 amino acids. The record is from RefSeq and is a predicted model, not a curated record. Gene Ontology annotation, cellular component: membrane. Lineage: Eukaryota; Metazoa; Chordata; Aves; Passeriformes; Paridae. The transcript has 8 exons.